AUGACUACUGACAGUCUUAAUUUUUCUAUCGAUCCUUUGUCUAAUUCUCAACUUAAGAACGAAUCAUACAAGUCUUCAAGCGACGACCAUUUCGCUUUUGAUAACGACUCAUCUACCUCAGACAUCACCUUCUUUACUAUCAAACAGGAAAACUCGGAUUCUAUGUCUUCGGAUUUUAUCGACAUCGAACAGAAUUCAGAUGUUACUAACACUGAACAAAUUUCGGAUUCUAAAAAUACUGAACAAAUGUCGAAUCUUAUUAACAGCUCUGAAGAUAUCAUUAACUCGGAUAAUUUAUCCAAACAAAUUGAUUCUGAUACCACUACCACAUAUAAACAACUAGGUCCCACCUUGUUCUACAAAAAGAAAAGAAAUGAUGACUUUAUUUAUUUCGGUUAUAUUCUGAACUACAAAAUUCCAAUUAUCGGGGUUCAAAUGUCUUAUCCUAUAAAAUAUAUUCUUUCGAAAUUUGGAUUCUAUGCGGGUGGAAUUAAGAAAAAAUCUAUUGCUGCAAAGUUACAAACCUUUAUUUAUGGUGGACAAAUCCCAAAAAAUAGCCUUUUUGCAAAUAUACAAUCCUUUAUGAGGGAUUAA
Molecule: messenger RNA, 594 nt
Organism: Funneliformis mosseae
Lineage: Eukaryota; Fungi; Glomeromycota; Glomeromycetes; Glomerales; Glomeraceae
Source: the annotation of a GenBank genome assembly